UCUACCAGUUCCCCAUGUUUGUCCACAACUCUUUCAACGAUGGCAUUUGGCUUUUCGGCCCAGCGGCCUGUGAGCUUUACGCCUGUUUGGGAAGCAUUUUCGGAGCUACUAGCAUCUGUACGAUGGCUGUUAUCGCAUACGAUCGAUACAACGUCAUUGUCAAGGGCAUGGCCGGAACUAAAAUGACAUCCAAACGGGAAGCUACCCUGAUUGCUUGCUGCUGGAUUUACGCCACUGGGUGGUCCAUCACACCAUACUUCGGUUUCGGUCGUUACAUCCCGGAAGGAAUUUUGGACUCCUGUUCUUUCGAUUACCUUACUCGAGAUGAACAGGUAAAAUCGUUCCUUAUUUUUGUAUCCAUGCAUGUUUUUGUCCAUGCAUAUUUUUGUAUCCUGCAUCCCGUUGGCUACUGUUACUACUUCAUCGUGACAACCAUCUUUGAUCACGAGAAAACCCUUCGUGAACAGGCGAAGAAGAUGAACGUUACCUCACUUCGAUCCAACGCUGAUAGUAACGCAGCUUCCGCUGAAAUAAAGAUCGCCAAGGUCGCCCUUUGCAACAUCGCUUUGUGGGCGGCAAUGUGGACUCCUUAUGCCUCAAUCGUCCUAAAGGGGCUUAUCGGAGACCAAUCUACUAUCACGCCGUUAGUUACAAUUUUGCCGGCCUUGAUUGCCAAAUCAGCAUCCAUCUGCAAUCCAGUUGUAUAUGCCAUUUCUCACCCGAAAUUCCGAUUGGCAUUGCAAGAGAAAUACCCGUGGUUCUGCAUCAACGAGCCAGUCAAAUCAGACAACGAGUCCAUCUGCUCCACCAAGACCGGAGCAUCCAGCUGCAGUACUACUGAAUCUACAUAAAGAAAAACUUAUUAAAGCAUCAUCUUAAAUGCUCGGAACUUACCCUGACGACCCCAUUUAAAAACGGAACUCUCGAUCAUGAUAAUGACAUAUGUUUAAAUAGUCAUUUGUUUUCUGACCAUAAUUCAGUUGCUUUGAAUCCUCAGUUUGUUUCAGCCAUGGUGCAAUGAAAAAAGUUAAGCUCGGGCAAAUAUACAUGCAUUCAAGGUUA
Molecule: messenger RNA, 1062 nt
Organism: Daphnia pulicaria
Lineage: Eukaryota; Metazoa; Arthropoda; Branchiopoda; Diplostraca; Daphniidae
Product: compound eye opsin BCRH2-like
Exons: 6
Coding region: 15-851 (278 amino acids)
Biological process (GO): G protein-coupled receptor signaling pathway; visual perception
Cellular component (GO): membrane
Molecular function (GO): G protein-coupled receptor activity
Source: RefSeq, a predicted model, not a curated record